Peronospora matthiolae is the source of this 417-nucleotide messenger RNA. Lineage: Eukaryota; Oomycota; Peronosporomycetes; Peronosporales; Peronosporaceae. The record is from the annotation of a GenBank genome assembly.
AUGAAUGAUACGACGUUGGUGUACGAGCAGUCUGAAAUGCACCCACACGAGUUUGAAGAGAAGCUCACUACCGAAUCGAUCAAGGAUAUGAUACCUGAUCGUAUGCAAAACAAGUCCCCUGAUUCCCCAGAUGGAAUUACUGUUGGGGAUGGGGAGGUGAAUCAACCGCCCGACCAUCUGGGAGACCGAGAAGCAGCGGUCACCGGCGAAGGAGAACAGGAGUGCAAGUCAUACCAACACGCAGGUGAAACAUUAUUCGCGGAAGAUGUUGGUCAACACAUGGCAGUCUUACUGGACGUGGACAUGACGCUAUGCGAGGUCAAGAUUGAGGAUAUACAGGUGAUCGAACCAGGGGUUCCAUUGACGAAAAAGCAAGAAGAAUUACGCCAGCUGAUCUGGAAGAAAGACAUCUGUUGA